UUGCUACCCAAAGUGGAGUGUAUAUAAAAACCCUCGAUCGGAAAACGCAAAUGACUAAAUCCAAUCGAGACGCCAUUCCAUAGAAGAGAAUGGCGAUGCAACUGACUCACAAAGCAGAAGCCGAGAUCUACCAUGGCGACGCUUUCUGCAAGCAAAAAUCUCAAGAGCUACUCGAUCAAUUCUUUCUUCCCCGUGGCCUCCUCCCCUUAAACGACAUCAUCGAGGUCGGCUGCAAUCGGAGCUCCGGCUUCAUCUGGCUCAAGCAGAAGAAGAAAAAGGAGCACCGGUUCGCCGCCAUCGGACGCACCGUCUUGUACGACACCGAGGUCACCGCCUUCAUCGAGGACCGCCGCCUCCGCCGCCUCACCGGAGUUAAGACCAAGGAGUUUAUUCUUUCGAUCACCGUCUCCGAUAUUUUUAUUGAUGAACAGAACACGAGUAGAAUCACGUUCGGUACUCCGAGUGGGAUUUCCAAGUCCUUCCCGGUCUCUGCUUUUCAGCUUCAAGAAGAUAACGAUCAGAAAAGGUGAAGAUCCUCUGAGAUUGGACGAAAGGUUCGGUGAAUUCUACGAAAUUUCGAGUCAAUUCGGGUAUAAAUGCAUAGGAAAUGAAUAAUUUGAUGAUCGUAUGAUGGUUAGGGAAUAAGUUGACUUAAAAUUAGGGCACAAAUCUCCUGCUUAUUUUAGCUCAAAUCAUCUGAAUUCGGUUGGACGAAAAUGAAAUUACAAAUGUUAUCAUUCUAGAAGUAGGAAUUACUCUCUGAAUUAAUUUCUGAAUUAAUCUUCAAUUGCAAACUCCAUACAUUCCGUUGAGAAAUAUACAAUUGCUAAUCCAAUUUCACCUGA
Molecule: messenger RNA, 845 nt
Organism: Momordica charantia (bitter melon)
Lineage: Eukaryota; Viridiplantae; Streptophyta; Magnoliopsida; Cucurbitales; Cucurbitaceae
Source: RefSeq, a predicted model, not a curated record